AUGGGGGCUGGGGCCAGCGCGGAGGAGAAGCACUCAAGGGAGCUAGAAAAGAAGCUGAAGGAAGAUGCUGAGAAGGAUGCCCGGACCGUGAAACUGCUGCUUCUGGGUAGGGGUGUGGGCCCAGGUGGAGCCACUGUCACAAGGUCAGAGGCCCAGGGGCAGGCAGGUGGCCCUUCUGUGAAGCAGGACAAGGUGAGGAUGGGGAGGCGUCGGCGGGGGGGCGCGGGGGGCGCAGCUCUGAGGCCGGGCUCCCCCCCAGGUGCCGGCGAGUCUGGGAAGAGCACCAUCGUCAAGCAGAUGAAGAUGUUCGACGUGGGCGGGCAGCGCUCCGAGCGCAAGAAGUGGAUCCACUGCUUCGAGGGUGUGACCUGCAUCAUCUUCAUCGCGGCGCUGAGCGCCUACGACAUGGUGCUGGUGGAAGACGACGAGGUGAACCGCAUGCACGAGAGCCUGCACCUGUUCAACAGCAUCUGCAACCACCGCUACUUCGCCACCACGUCCAUCGUGCUCUUCCUCAACAAGAAGGACGUGUUCUCCGAGAAGAUAAAGAAGGCGCAUCUGAGCAUCUGCUUCCCCGACUACGACGGGCCCAACACCUACGACGACGCGGGCAACUACAUCAAGGUGCAGUUCCUCGAGCUCAACAUGCGACGCGACGUGAAGGAGAUCUAUUCCCACAUGACGUGCGCCACGGACACGCAGAACGUCAAGUUUGUCUUCGACGCCGUCACUGACAUCAUCAUCAAGGAGAACCUCAAAGACUGCGGCCUCUUCUGAGGGGGGCCCCUCUCGGCCCGGGUGCUCCCCUGCCGUGCCCCGUGAUCUCUGUGCUCCAGUCCCAUGCCCACUCCCCACCCCACCUCCCUACAGCGGACCCACUCCACUGCCUCACCCAGACCUUCCAGGCCCCCUCAGGCUCCACCCCACUGUCACAGGCCCCGCCCCUGGCUCACAAGUCCCACCCACUUAAGCUCUUUUGACCAGGCUCCAAUCCUGCAGGUGUCCUUGUUUCCAAAGCCACCUCCACAGUGUCUCUCAGCCUAGGCCCAGUUAUUUUGGGGCUGGGGAUGCUGACAAGGCUCCUUCUUUUCCCAGGUCCCUGAACCCAUGCAUGUCCUGAGACCCUGUAGCCUAGCCAGCUUGUAGCCCCAGCCAGCAGGACUCCGGAGCCCCGGCCUGUGGCCCCACCAGCCAGACUCAAAACCCUGAGUCCCACUAACUUUCAGUUCCUGACCCUCCCCUGUAGCUCCCAGGCCUCCCAGGGCCAAGUGCCCCAAACCCCAGUGCUGCCCUUCACGGCCUGGCUGCACUGGCCUCCAGGACCCACCACAGCCAGCCCCAGCUAGGAGCCGGCAGGACUUGGGGCAGCUAGAGCACACAGUGACUCAGCAGUGCCCGACUGGCCAAUCUCCUGCAGCUCUCCCGCCCCAGGGGGCCCGUGACUCACCCGGUGGGUCUGGGCUCAGCAAACAGCCCUCCCUCCCAGAGUUUCAGGAAUUGCAGGGGGGCAGGAAGGGAUCCCUCCUCCAAGCAGGCCUGCUUGCCAUCAGCCCGUUCCAAGCCUUACCACCUCCAUGUGACAAGUCUGACACCUGUCUACCCAGUGGCCAGUGACUGUCCCUCCCAGUGGCUUCUGGGGUCCAAAGUCUAAGCCAGCUCUGGCCUGUAUAGCUCUGACAUAGGCCUGGGAGCCCCUGGGUGCCAAAGAGAGACUUAAGCUGGACCCUUCCCCACAGACCAGUCUCAGAGUAACCCCCCAGCCCCUUCCCCCACAGGCUCUGCCCCCUCCGUCCUUGGACACUAGAUCCAUGUUCUACCUCACCCACCCACCCACAGUAUUCGAGGCCUCGGUCAAGGGGAUGGUCUGUUGAGGGAGGAUACUGUUGACACCAGCUUCGGCCAAUGGUCAAGCUGUCCUGAGGGGUGGCUGGGGGCAGAGUUCAGCUCCCAUCGAUCUGCCCCAGGAAAAGAAGUUGGGACAGGAUGGUGGCCCUGAGGGGUCUACCUCAGGUGGGGUCACAAGCAAACCCAGUUGACCCUCGUCCCUGCCAGCAGCUUCUCUCACCCUUUCUACUCAAGGCCCACUUCCCGGCAGGAAUAACUGAGGGCCAGGCCUGAACUGUCAGGGCCAAAAACCCAUGUCCCCUCAUCCCCACUCCCUGCUCCUCAAUUACCCAGUCUUCGCUGAUGCCCAUGGGCCCGGCGCGUACUGCAGGUGAGGACAGGAGCUUCCAUCUAGCGAGGCCAGGGCACCAUUCGCACUCCCCGUGACUAGAUGCUCAGACUCAGCAAUAAACCUUUGCAUCAGGUCCCCGAUGUCCUUUCU
This is a messenger RNA of Miniopterus natalensis, 2326 nucleotides long. Lineage: Eukaryota; Metazoa; Chordata; Mammalia; Chiroptera; Miniopteridae. The record is from RefSeq and is a predicted model, not a curated record.